AUGAAGAAAGUCAACAAUACCACGGAGAAUGAAAGCAGCUCCCCCACAUUGACUCGCGUCCGCGAUAAUCAACGGCGAUCGCGUGCUCGUCGCAAGGAGUAUAUUCAAAGCCUCGAGCAACGGCUACGAUCUUUUGAAAGCCUUGGAGUUGUCGCAUCCAAGGAAAUCCAGCAAGCAGGGAGAAAGGUUGCGAAAGAAAAUGCUCUUCUCCGAUCACUGCUAGUGCUUCGUGGGGUGACUCAGGAUGAAAUCGAAACCUUUCUCAAGUCACACACAGAAGAUACUCCACGAGUUGUCCCAAGCCCAGCAUCUGCAAUAAGUCGUCCCGUAACGCCAUCGCUUGGGCCAUCUAUAUAUUUUGGCGUUUCACAAGAGAUUUCCGAUGAGAAGUCAAACACUUUACCGAUCGCCCAAGAUAUCGAUGAACGCCAGGUCACUUUCCAUGGCCCACCUAUUGAAGUUCGUACAUUUGCCAAUGGGCAUGAAUUGACAAUGAACCAAACUUCAACACCACAGCCGGCCAACAUACCUGCGAAUAUAUCGGCAGUCCAACAAUUCAAUAGAGCCCAUCGUGAGAAAGGUCAUUUCACAUCGUGCGAGAGCGCCGCCAGGAUGAUUGCCAGUUUGCGAGGCGAUAGCGAUACCCAUGACCUACGAUCGGAGCUUGGCUGUGGUGGGGAAGCAAGUUGUAUGGUCAAAAAUUUGAAUCUCUUCGAGAUGCUCGAUAAAUAA
Penicillium daleae is the source of this 732-nucleotide messenger RNA. Its product is annotated as bZIP transcription factor. Bases 1 to 732 code for a protein of 243 amino acids. The record is from RefSeq and is a predicted model, not a curated record. Lineage: Eukaryota; Fungi; Ascomycota; Eurotiomycetes; Eurotiales; Aspergillaceae. The transcript has a single exon.